Molecule: messenger RNA, 1985 nt
Organism: Daphnia pulex (common water flea)
Lineage: Eukaryota; Metazoa; Arthropoda; Branchiopoda; Diplostraca; Daphniidae
Product: fatty acid hydroxylase domain-containing protein 2-like
Exons: 8
Coding region: 772-1692 (306 amino acids)
Biological process (GO): sterol biosynthetic process
Molecular function (GO): C-4 methylsterol oxidase activity; iron ion binding
Source: RefSeq, a predicted model, not a curated record
CCCCAAACUAUCCCCGAGGCGUUUUCACCGCAGAGACCGAGAGUGUUUAAUUUACGAUGGAGGAAAUUGAUGGAUGAAUUUCCAUCCGAUGGGAAUUCGUGAGAACAUCUGACACGAAUUGAACAAAACCACAGGAAAACCGGUUCACUGUACGGUAAGUGAUUAAAUGCACGCAGAAUAUUUUCUUGGAGCAGGAAUUUAUUGCCGGAAGCAUUUGAACUGUUGACUUGAAUAUUCUGCUGGUUGUUACGUUAUAUGAGGCCCGUCAUCUGACUGUGGUGAUCCAACAAAGGUGAGUGAAAUGCCAAGUCGCCGUCGGCGGUUAUUAUAUAGUCUACAAAAGGGAUCUUGAAUCCCCAGUGUUAUCUGCGGAUGCCAUUUCACUAUUGUGUCUAGCAUGUCGACAAAUAAUUUCCUGUUGUACAAAAGGAAUGUCAACGCACAAGGAACGGUCCCUUAAAAAAGAAGUCUAAUUCAACAAUGGGUAUCCCAGAUUUCGAGAAAGUUGUUUCAAUUUCAAAUGCCCCAUAUGAAUCAACGGGAAGAUAUAAAGGCCAAUCUCUUAAAUAGGACAACCGUCGGAUGACUGGAUAUUGGGACCAAUCGUGUGAGGCCGUAAUUCAGGUCUUCUUCUUCACCAGAAGAAAGGACCGCACUCUAUAAAAGAUGGAAGUUGAGCCGAGUGGUGAAAGACUUGUGUGUUUUGUGGUCGUCGCGUGUGCAACGGUGCGCUCAUAGCUGUCCGGCUGAGAAGUUCGUUAAUUAGAGAAGAUGAAGCUGAAACAGUGGCUGGGACAAACGACAUUGGCCUGCGCUUUAUUUGUCGGAUCCAUCGUCUACAGACAACAGCUAGUGACGAAAGUGAGGCAGUUUCGGGAUUAUUCCGGUGAUGUUUCGGACUCGCAAUGGAAAUCUAUUCUCGGAUACUUUGGCAAUGACGACUAUUAUUUAUACGUCUGGGGUUGCAUACUCUGCAUUAUAAUUCCGUUUUGGACUGUCGGCGGAAUGUUCAUGUUUAUGGAUUACUUCAACUGGCCAAAAUGGGUCCGCAAGUACAAAGUUCAGCCUGGAACUAACGAGCCCGUUGAUUUGAACAAACUCAAAGAGACAAUUAAAGUGGCGCUGAUUAACCAAUGGACGAUUGGCAAUCCGCUCAUCUUCAUUAGUUUCGCCGUCAAGAAAUUCACCAACACCAUGCCGGCCAUUUACGAGUUACCGACGCUCCAGCGCUUCCUGAUUGAAAUGGCCGUUUUGUUUAUAGUGGACGAAAUCGCCUUGUAUUACGUGCACAGGUUAAUGCAUCACCCAAAAUUAUACGCGUGGGUCCACAAGAAACAUCACGAAUGGCACGCACCUGUCGCCAUCUCCGUCAUUUACACAACUAAAACCGAAAAUCUUUUAAUUACGGGCGGAACUGGCUUGGGUCCAUUUUUAAUGAAUCCUCACCUAGUCACUUUGUGGAUCUGGUACGCUCUGGUUAACUUGAGAGGCCUGAAAAAUCAUUGCGGAUACAAUUUCCCUUGGCUACCGACUCCGGAGGAUCACGACUAUCACCACAUGAUGAGCAAUGCCUGUUUCGGUCGAACACUGGCCCUGGACUGGCUCCACGGGACGGACAAGGGUUUCCGGGAUUACCAGGCCCGGAAAAAGAAUUCCGCCGGGCAUCAACUUGACCUGAAAAAAUCCGAAUAAAAGUUUAUUAUUAUUAAGUCAGAAAAUGCGAUCCUUUUAGCUUUGCAGUCAAGCAACUUAAUUGUCCUCGUGUGCAACACUAACAACGAUCGACGCCCUAGAGGUAACCUGGUAACCCCCAUAACUUGUUUAAUUAUAAUGUGCCAUUCCCAAUGCUUCUAUGUGUUACAAUUUUAUCUUAACAAUUCAAAUUGGUUGACACCUUCAGAAAAUUCCAACAAACUCGAUUUACUUUACUCUGUUAAAAUAUUUUUCCUAGGAAGGAAAGAAAUAUAUAAUUUGGUUAUGCAAAA